This is a messenger RNA of Gasterosteus aculeatus aculeatus (three-spined stickleback), 4309 nucleotides long. The record is from RefSeq and is a predicted model, not a curated record. Lineage: Eukaryota; Metazoa; Chordata; Actinopteri; Perciformes; Gasterosteidae.
GUUGGAGUCGGAGCAGGAAUUCCCGCGGGCUGCCGGGCCGAGCGGGCGCAGGUCAGCGCUCUUUGAUUCCGACAAAGGGCAGCACGCGGUGGGCCGGCCCGCUCGCCUCGGAACAGCAGGAAAGCCCUUGUAAUUGUGUUUUUAUGUGUUCGGGGAGAGGCUUUGUCAGCUUUUGUGUGCUGAUGUAUGUGUUUAUUUGUGUGCCCGUGGCAGCUUUUCUGCCUAUUUUGUUGUCCGUCUGAGAAGAAAAGGUCAUAAGAGCACUUUUAUUUUGUCUAAACGCGGACAGUAGUGGUAAACUCUAUUUCCAAGCGGUAAAUUGACACUAGUUGCUGGAUUUGUGUCAAAUAAUGAACAACUUUUGAUAAGACAUCAUAAAAGCCAGAUGUUUGUUUAGCCUUUAACAUUAUAAUAUACCGGACUUCUGGUUGAAACUAAGCGAGAGAAAACAGUUGAGGAUUAUAAGGGAAAGUCAAGCAGUGAGUCUACCAAAUAAAACCCACCCGUUUGCAGUAUUGAUUCUCCAAUGAAAACUGCACGAACUCGACUUGAAAAGAUACUAAAACUUCUCCUCAAACAUUCACAUUCGUGCCACAAAACCUCUGCGAUCUCCAACCUCAUGUCCCCUCGCACAAUGCAUAUCCCGGCAGUGUCUUAGCAACCGGUAUUGUGGCGUCUUGGAUUACCCCAAAAAGCAGCGCGGAGCCCCCCCCGCGGGGCUGAACAGGGGGAGAGCCCGGGCAGAGAGGGAGCUUCAGGAGGGGAGACGUCAGGGAGGAGUUGAUCUCAGAUGGUCCGGAGGGGCUUUGGUACACGUCUUAAGUCGGGCUUAUGUGAUCGCAGCGCUUUCAUGUUUCUUCCGCUUUUUCAUUUCUUUGUCAGUUUUCCGAGAAAUCAAACGACGCAGAUUCUUCUUUUUAAGUUCUUCCUUUCACUCCUUGUGGCCGAGGCGGGACACGAGUGCGUCACCUUUGCAACUGUUUGGUCCGGUUGCCACGGACACACUGACCGCUCCACCCGCUUCUCCACCACCCUUGUUAAUAUUGCACCCGGAGCGUUUUUUUUUUUUUCUAUCCCUGCACUGCAAAUCUUAAGCUCAAACACAAGUCGCUCUCCAGACAAUAAGCUGUGAUUGGAGAUCCAGAUAGAAGGCUGUUCACAACCUGCACACACACACACACACACUCCUCGGAGCUCUGAUUUGUGCAGUUGAUAGGGUCCAUUGUUUUCCUCAGAGCUGGCCACUAUAUUCCCCGUAAUGUAAUUAAGCCCAGGAGGUUUAUGGCCGCCGUACAGCCGACCAGAACCCGAUCCAUGUUGUGUCUGGAGUCGGCCUGAGAAGCCGUCCCUCUGUCCAGCUGCUCCCGAUCUCUGUGCUCUGCAGCGCUCUUCACUUCCUAAUUGAAAGCUUUGGUCGUCGUCGUCGGCCACGUUUCUCUGUUCCACGUGGAGGUUUAACUUUGUUAUUUCCCUGCUGGGUUUUGCAGCUCGUGUGCUGUUUUUUUUAACUGGUGGCCGAGGGAAACGAUGUGCAUGAGAAAGUUGCACCGGUUUAGCAGGGUUGUAAUCAUUAACGGGAAUGAGCUUUUUAAAGACAGAACACUUUUCACCCUCCCACAGAGCUUCCUCAGGUCCUCCCCCCUCAGUCAGUCGGCUACAAACCCCUGAAGGUGUAUUCUUCAGUCCUUUGUUCUCACUAAGGGUUUCUGUUUCUGUUUUGAGCGAGAAGACGAGUGAAGCUAAAGACUAGAGCUCUUUGGACAUGUCCGCUGCGGAGAGAAGAGGAGCCCCCCCCCCUCGGCGGGAACACCGAGCUUCCAUUAAUCAGGAUUCCAAGUAUCCGCGGAGGCUUCUGGCUCGUCCGCGACACCCGGCCGCCGCGAGCCCCCGGAGGCCCGACGGCCUCCGCCGCGCAUGCCACGCCGACAGGAGCCCAGUAUACGUGUCUUUUGUCAGCAAGGCCACCUUGUGGGAACGAGGACUCUGCCGCCAAACCGCCCACAAACGUCCAAACCACGGUCCCUUAUUGUGUCCACGGUUCUUGUCUCACAUGACCGCCCGCCCCGAGGACCUCAGGCCUCCUUGUGUCCCGAGCUCCGGGUCCAGACCGCUGCCCCCCCCUCGGGAGAAGACGGCGGUAACGCACGCCCUCGCUGCACCGAAGACACAAACGCUGGACGGUUUCUUCCGUCUCCAUCCAGACGGGAGAAGGAAAAGUGCGCCGAUGGCGGGAAGGCGCUCUGCUGCUGUUGUUGUUCCCUGUCCUCCACCCUCCGCUGCCCCACCGCCACGCACCGCCAACCCAACACCGCCCCGCCAAAACUCCCCGCACGGCGACUUCGAGAGGCGGCGAAGAAGCCGGUCGGCAUCUCCCUGCGACGAGCCACCUGCCCCGGGGGGGGGCGUUGAAGUCCGUGAGACGGCUCCGCGACCCGCCGCCGCGUCCCCCCACCCGGGCUGCCGGCUGCCUGCGGAGCCGAAUGGAUCGGAAGCGCCACCGCCGCCGGCGGCCUCCUCCUCCUCCUCCAUCUCACACGGGUCGCUCUCAGAUUUCAGCCGCCCACCGUCCAGCCGGUUCAGCCGCAGCACCGACCUCGCCAGCGGCCGGAGCAGCGUCCUGUCCGGCGCAGAUCUCGGAGACUCGGAGCCAGGAGGCGGCGUUUGCUCCUCACCGCUCCAGCCUCGCCCGGUGACGGGGUCACCCUCGGCUCCUCGCCCUCCGCCGGCAUCCCACCCUCGCCAACCAUCCGCCGAUGCUUCGGCCACCCCUCUCCUCUACGAACCGCUAUUUGGGCAAACCCGACCCCUCUCGCCGCCGUCGACGUCAGGUGGGCUUCGUCAAUCAGAUAACCCUCCGAGCAGGAGCGAAAGCCCCGAUGCGACAAAGUAUCUCCAACCAGUUCCAUCAGAAGCUCCUGGUCCCCACCCAUCCAUGGCCUCCGACCGCGGCCUCGUCGGCCUGGCUUUCCCCUCCGCCACCUGGUCCUCCUGCCCGAGUCCGCAGAGGACCACUCCCCGCUCCUCGGGGUCAGGACCGGCUCCGACCCCUCCUGCGUCGGCGCCCCGUCUGGAGUCUCGUCGCUGGUCCCCGCUGCCUCCCAUCUCCCCUGUCGGAGGACGCUGUGGCACCGCAGCAUCCCGCUACUCCGAGCUCAGCUGCACUCAGUCCCGCGCGUUCGAUGAGCUGGAGGCCAUCGCCCCUCGCUCGCUGUCCUCCCCGUCUCUGGACCGGCUGUCGGACUCCUCCGGGUGCCCUUCACCUGACACAGCAGAGCUGUCUCCGGGCCUGGCGGCGCUGACGGUGGGCUGUGACUCCGGGACCCUGGGCUCUCUGUCCCGGGUGCAGCUGCUCCUCCUGGACCGGCCGCAGCCCGACACCCGGCCGGGUCUGUUCGGCCCGGAAGAGGAGCUCUCGCCGGUGCAAGACUGGCCUCGUCUCGCGAUGCAACAUGAAGGUGGCGUGAGGCCCCGCACAGCUGGCGGCGUCUCUGAAAGGUGUGACUCCGCAGGGAAAGUCCACGAAAACAAAUCGGAGGGGUCCGAAGACGGUUUCUGGCUCUCCGUCUUCGUGGAUCAUCGACCCGGAGUCCAUCGCUCGCCAUGUUCAGAUCCGCCCUCUCCCCUUGCGUGUCCGAUCUCGGUUCCAGCGGAGGGGAAGGGGGCCCCGCCGAGGAGGAGGAGGAGGCCAAUUAUCCGGGAUGGGGGCAACAAGUCGAAUCCUCAGCCGCAGGACGGAGGCCCGCGAGCCUUGAUGGCAGAAGUGAGGAGAGGAAGCGGAGGAUGGAGGAGAGGAAAACAAAGGUGCUGAGCUUGCUCUCCAAGCUGCAGGACGACGGGCCGCGGCAGCCAAAGGGCCACCGGAGCUGCUCCAACUUCCAGGACUUUGACUUUUUGGCAAAGUAUUGCAUUUUCAGUCAGGAGAAGCUGGCCGAGUACAAAAGGGCUUUUGAAGCAGAGGACGCUGAUGAUGACGGCUACAUAUCCUGCCUUCAGGCUCUGCUCGCGCUCAAGAGCGUCAUCCCCGCGGAGCGGCUGUCCGACGAAGAAGAAAUCUACGUCUACAGGGUCGGCACACGCACGCCGAGUCGCUCUGACCGAGUCUCACCCUCAAACUUUAGUCUCGACUUCCCAAAGAAUGUUUCUCGCCUUAUCGUUAUUAAGAUUAAGAGUCCACAGGAUGCUGGAGACACAUCUUUGUCUUUUUCGGUCCAUUCCCUUGUCAACCGGUGCCGAUGACGUCAUCUCCGUGGCCACGCUCGCCGCCUCGACUACUUAUGAGUGUCCUUUUUUUUUUUUUUUUUUGUCUCUG